UCACAUUGCGCAUGCGCUAUGCCCACGCGGUUCCUGGUCCCGGUCUCUGGUUCCUAAAGCUACUGACCGGGAAAGUGAGGCUCAGGCGGGGAGGGGCGCCCCCCAAACCCCGGGGGAACCUGUUUCCUUUCCUUGGAUCCGCUGUGAAAGGCCGGGUCCCUGGCCAUCGGCGUCUUCCCUGAGCCUCCAAUUUUUCCAGCAAGGGGGUGAUCGAGGCGACAUUUAGGACUUGGGCGUCAGAGAGAGUGGCUGCUCUUGGUCCCUAGUUACAUGAGGACCUGCAAACUAGGGGUGUAGCCUAGGUGACGCCGCCUUGGCUGAGGUGGCGCCGGGAUUGGGACCCGAGUCCAGCAGAGUCCAGCCUUGGGUUUCGCGAGGCCCUGGAGAACCAAGAUGACCCACUCUUUGGUUUGUCCGGAGACAGUGAGCAGGGUGAGCUCGGUGCUGAAUCGCAACAGCCGGCAGUUUGGAAAGAAGUAUCUUUUUGACCAAGACGAAGAGACGUGCUGGAACUCGGACCAGGGCCCCUGCCAGUGGGUGACACUGGAAUUUCCUCAGCGCAUCUGUGUCUCCCAGCUGCAGAUCCAGUUCCAGGGGGGCUUUUCCAGUCGCCUGGCCCGCCUGGAAGGGUCACAGGGGAGUGAGGCCCUCCACCACAUUGUGGACUUCUACCCCGAGGACAACAACUCCCUUCAGACAUUCUCUGUGCCGGCUGCUGAGGUGGACCGCUUGAAGGUGACAUUUGAAGACACCACUGACUUUUUUGGCCGUGUAGUCAUCUACCACUUGAGAGUGCUGGGGGAGAAGAAGGUCUGAGACCUCUGGGGGUGGGGGCACACCUCUCAAGGAAGCCCCUCAGGGAAUCACAGCAAAGUCCUUUAAUUUCUGCACAGAAGGUUUAUUGGUUCCUCUUGGGAAGGGUCCCCUCCCACUGCCUGUCCAGGAGCUGCCUUUGAAGCCAGUUCUGGGUCCUCCCAGCUCUGGGCCGACCAUUUGGUUCCCUGAGUGUCUGCAUCCCCACCAGGCAGCCUUCACUCCGGGUCAGUGGGCCCCAGGUUGCUGUGGAACAGUUUGAGGAUGUGGUUCUCGAUUACCUGUUGCACUGGAGACAGGUGGGGAAAAGGCAGCCAUUGGAAAGGAAGCUGCAGAGUCAACAGGCACCAUCCCUACCUGCACCGUUGCCCUAGGGAUGAACCAGGGCUUUACAGCACUGGGGCCUGGAUGGAAGACCCCCUAUACAGACAACAGGAUCCGUGCCCCUCCCAGAAACCUCAGCUUCCCCUGAGUUUGUAAAAAUUCCCUUCCUUUCUUCCUUCCUCCCUUCUCUUUCUUUCUUUAGUGCUGGGGCCUCACGGGACAGGCAAGUGCUCUACCACUCUUGGCCUUAGAAAUUCGUUCCCUGCCCCCUUGUGGUACCAGGAAUCAGACCCAGGGGCACUCUGAGCUAUAGCCCCAUCCCUUCUUAUUUUUGAGACAGGGUCUCACUAAGUUGCCCAGGCUCGCCUUGUAAUGCAUUUCUUGAGCCUUUUGGAGUUAUAAAAGACUUCUUACCAAACAAAA
Ictidomys tridecemlineatus (thirteen-lined ground squirrel) is the source of this 1560-nucleotide messenger RNA. NCBI's taxonomy places the organism in Eukaryota, Metazoa, Chordata, Mammalia, Rodentia, Sciuridae. The record is from RefSeq and is a predicted model, not a curated record.